Molecule: messenger RNA, 1591 nt
Organism: Astyanax mexicanus (Mexican tetra)
Lineage: Eukaryota; Metazoa; Chordata; Actinopteri; Characiformes; Acestrorhamphidae
Gene: emc2
Product: ER membrane protein complex subunit 2
Exons: 11
Coding region: 69-962 (297 amino acids)
Biological process (GO): protein folding in endoplasmic reticulum
Cellular component (GO): EMC complex
Molecular function (GO): protein binding
Source: RefSeq, a predicted model, not a curated record
CCUUCCCCUGACCGGCAGCCUGCAGCCAAUCAGCGCUCAGCGCCCGGAAAGCAGCGCUUUCAGGAAAGAUGGCGUCUGUUUCGGAACUGUACGAUGUGACUUGGGAAGACAUGCGUGACAAACUCCGGAAGUGGAGAGAGGAGAAUUACAGAAACAGUGAGCAGAUUGUGGAUGUGGGCGAGGAACUGAUCAAUGAGCAUGCCUCAAAACUUGGAGAUGAUGUCUGGAUAAUUUAUGAGCAGGUGAUGAUCGCAGCGCUGGACUGUAGUCGAGAUGAUUUGGCCUGGAGCUGUCUACAGGAGCUGAAGAGGCAGUUUCCAGAUAGUCACAGAGUGAAGCGAUUAGCGGGCAUGCGGCUUGAGGCUCUGGAGAGGUAUGAUGAUGCUAACAAGCUGUAUGACUCAAUACUGCAGGACGAUCCCACUAAUACGGCGGCGAGGAAGCGCAAGAUCUCCAUUCUGCGAGCGCAGGGCAAGAGCAGCGAGGCCAUCCGCGAGCUCAAUGAAUAUCUGGAGCAGUUUGUGGGAGACCAGGAAGCGUGGCAUGAGCUGUCCGAACUCUACAUCAACGAACACGAUUAUGCAAAAGCAGCUUUCUGCCUGGAGGAGCUGAUGAUGACCAACCCACACAAUCACCUGUACUGUGAGCAGUAUGCUGAGGUAAAAUACACCCAAGGGGGACUGGAGAACAUGGAGCUGUCUAGGAAGUAUUUUGCACAGGCUCUGAAGCUGAACAACAGAAACAUGAGGGCCUUGUUUGGCCUGUACAUGUCAGCAAGUCACAUAGCUGGCAGCCCUAAGGUCAGUGCAAAAGUCAAGAAGGACAAUGUGAAGUACGCUGCCUGGGCUGCGUCUCAAAUCAACAGAGCCUACCAGCUCGCCGGCCGUGGGAAGAAGGAGAACAAAUGCUCGGUGAAGGCAGUGGAGGAGAUGUUGGAGUCCAUGCAGAUCACCAUGUCCUAAGCCUCAACUCUCUCCUCUUUAGCCUCCGUCACCACAACAGCAUGGCAGCUCUCCCUGCACACUGCAGCGUACCACCACCCACAGAGCGGACCACCCUGACCGCCCCCGCCACACUCUACACUUCUACUACUCCUAUCUCCUCAGUUUCGUUUUCUUUAUUGUUUUUUUUUGUUUUGUUUUUUCCUAGGACCUACUUUCUAGUAGUCUAGCAGGGCAGCCCCCUAAGGAUCCUGGUCAAUCCACAUAUUCACACACACAUAUAUAUUUUUCCAGAUUCAAUGCACACUUAUGAUAAAUGUAUGUGCCGUAACAACAAGGGCCGGGCUGACUGGUCAGUAAGUGAGAAGCUACACACGCAGGUGUGUUUGGUUUGAAAGAAGAUCCACAAGGACUGCUGGGCUCGGCUAGUAGUGUUUUUUGGCAGCAGAAAUCGAUGACUAAUUUAGGAUCAAGGACGCUAAUGUGAAUAGACUGUAAAUGAUAUUUAUAGGUGGGGCAGAGGCGGCUUAUACUGGAACUAUGCCCUGUUUGUCCGAUGUCAUUUUUAAAAUCCGACCAUUAUACGUUUUGGUCACAUGUCUGUCCAAUUAAUUGACUAAUUAAAGUGAAUUUCACUAUUUGACCAACAA